AUAGAUAGAUAGAUAGAUAGAUAGAUAGAUAGAUAGAUAGAUAGAUAGAUAUUGUUCGACACAUGAGGGACAUCGGAGGACACUGGAUUUGGAAGGACUUCUAAGCACCAGAGGGGAGAAGGGGGUCCACUCGGUGCCGACCGGAGCAUGAUGGACCCCCUAGCCGACAUGCGAGCGUCUCGGGCGGAGCGCAGCGGCAGAGGAGCCGCCGGUGGGGAAUCGGCGGAAGAUCAGACGCGCGGCUGCGGGAAAAACGCGGCGAUGGGCGGCAGCGACAGCUUGAGCAGCUUCGCCGACAUGGAUGACUCGCUGGAGGAUAAACUCAAAGGUCUGGCGUUCAGGAAGCAGAUCUCCUAUAGGAAAGCCAUCUCGCGCUCGGGCCUCCAGCAUUUGGGUCCGGCCCAGAAUCCCUUCCCUGCCUUGAGCAACGGACCAGCCAAGGAGCUCCGCAACACCGUGGACUGGAGUGAAAACGCAGUGAACGGUGAUCAUCUGUGGCUGGAGACCAACUGCUCCGGUGAACUCUGCUACCUGGGUGAAGAAACCUGUGUGGCCAAGAUCGCAAAGUCUGCUCCCCGGAGGAAGUGUGCGGCCUGUAAGAUCGUGGUUCACACCGCCUGCAUCGAGGAGCUGGACAAGAUCAACUUCCGCUGUAAACCCACUUUCAGAGAGGGCAGCUCUCGAUGCCUCAGAGACCAGAAUGUGUUGCGGCACCACUGGGUUCAUCGUCGCCGACAGGAGGGAAAAUGUCGACAGUGCGGCAAAAGUUUUCCACAGAAGUUCUUCCACAGUAAGGAGAUCGUGGCCAUCAGCUGCUCCUGGUGCAAACAGGCGUUCCACAACAAGGUGACGUGUUUCAUGCUGCAUCAGAUUGAGGAGCCCUGUUCACUGGGAGCUCACGCCGGGGUCAUUGUCCCACCAUCCUGGAUUAUUAAAGUCCGGAAACCGCAGAGCUCAUUUAAAAACUCCACUCGGAGGAAAAAACGGACGUCGUUCAAAAGAAGAGCCAGCAAAAAGGGCACGGAUGAAUCUAAAUGGCGUCCAUUCAUGCUGAAGCCGCUGCCGUCACCGCUGAUGAAACCAGUGCUGGUGUUCGUCAACCCGAAAAGUGGAGGAAACCAGGGCACGAAGCUCCUGCAGAUGUUCAUGUGGAUCCUGAACCCUCGGCAGGUGUUUGAUUUGUCUCAGGGAGGCCCCAGAGAUGCGUUGGAGUUGUACAGGAAAGUGCCAAAUCUUCGCAUCCUGGCCUGUGGAGGAGAUGGAACCGUGGGCUGGAUUCUGUCGGCUUUAGAUGAGCUUCAGAUGAACCCUCAGCCUCCUGUGGCGGUACUUCCUCUUGGAACAGGAAAUGACCUUGCUAGGACACUCAACUGGGGAGGUGGCUACACAGACGAGCCGGUGUCGAAGGUGUUGUGUCAUGUGGAGGACGGCUCUGUGGUCCAGCUGGACCGCUGGAAUCUGCAGGUGGAGCGCUCAGUGGUCCAGCACGAGGAGGGAACACAGAAGCUUCCUUUAAAUGUGUUCAAUAACUACUUCAGCCUCGGUUUCGAUGCCCACGUCACCCUGGAGUUUCACGAGUCCAGAGAAGCAAACCCAGAGAAAUUCAACAGUCGCUUCCGUAACAAGAUGUUCUAUGCAGGGGCUGCGUUCUCAGACUUCCUCCAGAGGAGCUCCAGGGAUCUGUCUAAGCAUGUCCGAGUUGUGUGUGACGGCACCGAUCUCACAGCCAAGAUCCAGGAGCUCAAGUUUCAGUGCAUCGUCUUCUUGAAUAUUCCCAGAUACUGUGCUGGAACAAUGCCAUGGGGAAACACAGGAGACCACCGAGACUUUGAGCCACAGCGACAUGAUGAUGGCUGCAUCGAGGUCAUCGGCUUCACCAUGGCCUCUCUGGCGGCGCUGCAGGUUGGUGGUCAUGGGGAUCGUCUCCAUCAGUGUCGAGAGGUGCUCAUCACCACCUUCAAGACUCUGCCAGUGCAGGUAGAUGGAGAGCCGUGCCGUCUGGCGCCCUCCACCCUGCGCAUCUCUCUGAGGAACCAGGCCAACAUGGUGCAGAAGAGCAAGAGACGCACAUCUGUACCGCUGCUCAAUGACAUUCAGAAAGUGUGUGCAGCCGACCUGCGCCGCCUCUCUGCUCCCCCAGACUCCUUCUCUGUCCCUCACGCCGUUCCAGAGCGCCUGCGUCUGCGUGUCAACCGCAUCGGUCUGCAGGACUACGACAGCAUGCAGUUCGAUAAGGAACGUCUGCGCGACAUCUCGACUGCUGUUGGCAUCGUGGUGGUGAGAGGAGACUGUGACCUCGAAACCUGUCGACUCUACAUUGAUAGACUGCAGGAGGAUUUGCAUCAGGCGCCCUCUGCUGGCCACCGAGUGCACUAUCAGGAUGAGUGUGCAGGUUUGCCACGGCCGAGUUCAGCACACAGACUUUCAGCCAACUGGAGCUUCCUGGACUCUACAUCAGCUGAUCGCUUUUAUCGCAUCGACAAGGCUCAGGAGCAUCUUCACUUUGUAACUGAAAUAUGCCAGGAUGAGGUUUAUAUCCUGGACCAUGAAGCCCCAGCGGUGAGCCAGGUCAGGGCUCCAGGAAUGCCUGAUGUGGUGGUGGAGCCCAGUUCUGGUGUCCCUCUGACAUCAGAUGAGCAAGCUCUGCUGUCGGCGGCUGCGAAAGGGGACUUGACUGCGGUGUCAUCGUCCUGCAGGAGUGGGCUUAGUCUGCUGGUGCGGGACGCUAUGGGCUGCACCGCUCUGCAUUUGGCUGCACAUCACGGACACGCAGACGUGGUGAGCUUCAUUCUGGAGCAUGGGUCAAAGCUGAUGUUGGAUUUAACAGAGCGAGACACAGGUGACACAGCAUUGCACAAAGCGGCGGCACAACAACAGCGUGAUGUUUGCAAACGUCUGCUUGAAGCCGGAGCUUCCCCCCACAAAACCAACUUCCUGGGGAAAACACCUAAGGAUUGUGCCCUGGAUGCCGGGAAUUUAGAGUUGGCGUCCAUGCUGGAGAUCCAGGCGGUGGAUGAACCAGCAUCACACGAGGAUCUGGAGACGGCAGUAUGAACGGCUCACCCCAUGACGUGGCAGGAAGAAUUUUUACCCACAGAAAGUGGCUGUUAGCACUCCUCGAGCGUCUGCUUGCACUCGCAGAGAAGCCGACGAUAGCAGACAAGAGAAGUGCAACGAGAUUGCCUCGGGCUCAGAAAAAAAAACCUCACCGAGCAGGAACGUGUCUAGCUGUUGUUUUUCGACUCAUGUCGCUGUGGGGUUUUUUUAAUCGUAGGGUCUGACCUAGCAUUUAUUUAUUGCUCUUAUUUAUUAUAGCUAUUUAUUCAAAGGCGGAUUGCUGCAUUGCGUGUAGAGAGACGUUGCCAGAAAAAAGCACGUCACAUUCGUGUGCCAAAGACGCACAGGAGAAAGAGGCUCGGAGAUUUUGAAAACCAGACAUAUUUACAGCUCUUUCCGAUUCGUUCGUGUGCCGUUACAGUGGCGUGAUUGUGAAAUUAUCUUAUAAAAGAUCUGAGCCAUAUUCGAUGCAAUAUGAAUGGAUGACAUUUGUGCAUUUAUCUAUUUAAUAUUACAUUACAUUAAUGUUUUCAAGACAAGCAAAGGAGCUGGAUUUGUGUGUGGGGGGUUUAAUUUUUCAUUGACGGUAGCUUUGAGUAAAGGAGAAAGACACCGACGGGAGUAUUUCCAACACUUGCUCCAUCCUAAACCAUGUCCAAGUCACUCAUGCAACGUGUCUGCAUGAAAACAAACCCAGAUCCAUUUACACACGAGUGAUCUGCUGUGGUAUCUUGUAUUAUCAGUUAACGCAUUUAUUGUGCAUGGGAUUUUUGUUACCUCUUUGGAUGUUUCUACCCUUUCAGUGGUUAUGUAAUGAAAUGGCAUUAUUUCUUUUUUUAUUAAUAUUAACAUUAUUAUUAUUAUGAUUUUAAGCUGUAUGAAAAUGUUCAGUGGUUGUAUUUUGCUUUUUUUUAAAACCUUUUAAAAGAUGGGACUACUUGAAUGUUUUAGUUUUUCUAAUUUCUCAAUAUCAACUUUAGGUGUGUUUGAGGUGACCGGGUGAGUAGAUGUGGCUGAUAUCAUGUUGCACGGUUGCCUAAACUGGGAAUGUUUUCUCAUUAAAAGGGCAGUUGGAUGGAAAGCA
Danio rerio (zebrafish) is the source of this 4141-nucleotide messenger RNA. The record is from RefSeq and is a predicted model, not a curated record. Lineage: Eukaryota; Metazoa; Chordata; Actinopteri; Cypriniformes; Danionidae.